AUGCUGUCCCCCAUCUCAGUCACCCCCGCCACAGAAUGUUACUUGCGCAGUCGUUUCCAGGAUUAUCUUCUCGCCAAUGAUCUGCAGGUCAGGGCAAAGAAGAUGAUGGCUUGCUUUACGGAGAGUUUCCUUCCGGUGCCCACCGACGACCUGAAUUCCGCUUGGGACGAGCUGCCCAACGACACGGUCGACGUCAUGCCUACGUCAUCUAAAGCUGACAAGAUGUCUCUUCGCGCUCCGCCGCCUACGCCUUCUGAUGCUAAUUCCUCCGUAGAUGGAGGCUCUAGUCACUGUGGCCCAUCAUCCUCCGACCGCAGUGACGAGGAGAAGUCGCCAUUCGUAUAUGAAACGGACUCUCCGACUCCCGACGUCGUAGCAUUCAAAGUUAUUGCUCUGGAACCCUCUGACUCGCAUUAUCUACUACUCGACGACAGCGGCAACGUGUGCCACCGUAGUACCAACGAGAAGCUGUGUGACGAACUGAACAACAGUGUCCCGGCAGAACCCCGGCAAGGUUCUGAAAUAUCGACAUCCGUGUCGGACUUGGACGGCAUUUCAACGGGUCACAGAAGCUCGCCCAGGUCGUUCCCGGAUUUUCAAGCGACGGUAGACAGGGGUGUCGCCGAUAUUUGCCAACGGGGCAUUCGGCCUUUUGUCCAUUCUUUAUUGCUCAGUGGGGUGGAAACCAUCCAGUCAGCACCACUUGUGUCUAGGCUUGCGAAUGCUGCUAUUCAACGAAUUUCAAAUAUAUCAUACAUGGAAGCAAAGGAAUUGACGAAGGCUAUUCGUGUUGGAGCUUUGGAGAUGUUCCAAAAUCAUUGGAAGCCUGUACGUGGGUCCGACAUGCUUGCGGCUCCGGAUGGCAACGCCAACCACCUGCAGGACGGAGACUGGGGUCAAGUCUCGUCGACAUCAACAGACUGCUCACCAUUUGGUUCGCGAGGUCUCAACACGGCUGGAUUGAUGGGCUCGUUAUUCAAUGCAAAAGUCGUACCGGCUGAAGACAUCCUCUUAUGCUUAUUCUUUCUUCUGGAGGGGGAGAAGCGCUUCGACCGCUUGUGCGCCAUGCACGCACUUCUUGUACAAGCCAACGAUCAGCUAUGCAAAAGUCGCAACCUUCAAGAAUUAACACGGUUUACGAAUUUGUUAAGCAUUAGGGAUCCCACGUCCGGCUGUUUCGCCUGGGCACCUACAUUGCAUGCUCACGCUAUACUUCAGGAUAUAUUUGACGGCAUUAGAAGCUGGAAGCGUAUCCAGGCCAUCAAAAGCCAACGAUAUGAAGCGAGGGCAAAGAACCGCUUGAUACCCCCACAUGCUGCCGGUCCAAGACUGCGGUAA
Molecule: messenger RNA, 1338 nt
Organism: Pisolithus orientalis
Lineage: Eukaryota; Fungi; Basidiomycota; Agaricomycetes; Boletales; Pisolithaceae
Exons: 2
Coding region: 1-1338 (445 amino acids)
Source: RefSeq, a predicted model, not a curated record